Lymnaea stagnalis (great pond snail) is the source of this 195-nucleotide messenger RNA. NCBI's taxonomy places the organism in Eukaryota, Metazoa, Mollusca, Gastropoda, Lymnaeidae. The record is from the annotation of a GenBank genome assembly.
UUGUUUGCAGCUUCUUUAGCCGUCAUCGACACGUUCGUGCUGUACAAUGGACUGCUGACGGCUUGGGUUGAAGAGCUCAUGGGAUACGACAUCCAGGACUCAAGUGACUGGCUGUGCAAGCCCCUGGUCACUCUGGGAUACGUGGCCUCUGAUCUGUCCGUCUGGCUCAUAAUAGCCGUUACUGUGGAGAGGUGA